Messenger RNA from Nomia melanderi (Alkali bee), 5375 nucleotides. It is a transcript of the gene Ltn1, whose product is annotated as E3 ubiquitin-protein ligase listerin. Gene Ontology annotation, biological process: rescue of stalled cytosolic ribosome; ribosome-associated ubiquitin-dependent protein catabolic process. Gene Ontology annotation, molecular function: ubiquitin protein ligase activity; ribosomal large subunit binding; zinc ion binding. The record is from RefSeq and is a predicted model, not a curated record. Gene Ontology annotation, cellular component: cytosol; RQC complex. Lineage: Eukaryota; Metazoa; Arthropoda; Insecta; Hymenoptera; Halictidae.
CAUCUACAGCUACGUUCACGUUACUUACAGAUGCAUGUUCACUAGAAAUUAGUUUAAAAGAAGGCCGGAGUUUCACUUCUGUUAAGAUUUACUGUGGUGUUGUCGGCAAAGAAUUAAACGAAUAAAAUUUAUGUGUGAUCACAGAACUUCUUGUUUCCCGUUGCUUUCUUUCUAAUUAUCAUGGGGAAGAGCAAACAAGCACAAAGAACAAAAAAUAAUGCAAGGCCAUCAAAUAGCAGUAGAAGUGCAGAAUUACUGGGCACUGCUACACCCAAAUUUGUUGGUUUUUCAGCUGUAAACGAUGGUGGUUACAUACCUGUUUUACCAGGUUUAUCACUCUGUAGUGUUAAUGAAGUUGAGAUGAAUAGUGUUGAUAAUAAUUUUCAAAUAGUUUUAAAGAAAAUGAACAAAAAAGAUGCGACAACAAAGUGCAAGGCUCUGCAAGAAUUUGCAGUCCUAUGCAGGGAUUCAGAAUUAUCAGCUGUCGAAGGAAUGUUACCAUUUUGGCCCAGAUUAUAUUGUGUCUUAGCUAUAGACAUUGAACACAGAGUAAGAGAAGGUGCACAGUUAGCACAUGCAGCAGUAGUGAAGCGCGUAGGCAAGGGUAUAGCUAUGUAUUUAAAACAGUUGGCAGGAGCUUGGUUUACAUCCCAAUAUGAUACAUAUGCUCCUGCUGCUUCAGCUGCUACUAAUUCAUUCAGUGGAACAUUUCCACCAAAAAAAAUUGUUGAUGCCAUUGUGCAUUGUCAACAUGAAAUUUUAUCGUAUAUUUGUGAUAACAUUACUGUCCAAACUGCACAAUCUUUGUCCCAACAAAAGAGUAUUGCAGCAGAAGAAAUGGAAGCAAAAUAUCAGAGGGUUCUAAUAGCCAGUCUACAAGGUUACAGUUCUUAUUUAAAAAAGGUUCCUUCAGAAGAAAUUGAAAAAACGACGGAUAUUCAUUAUAAAAUCAUAAGGAACAGCAAAUUUUGGAAGUUAGUGAAAUAUGAUGCUCUUGCUGUGAAAACUGCAUUUUUUAAUGUGUUAACAUCAAUGAUCGAAAAUGCUACCAUACUCUUACAAGAAGAAAAAAAGAGGACUGUAACAACCAUUAUGAAUAGUUUGGAUGAAACAGAGCCUGCACUUGUGUCCGCUGUUUGGGAAUCUAUGCUAGUAACUAUAAAUAAAAUAGAGGAUUGGUACACUGUAGUGAGUAUAGAGAAACUAGUAUUACCAAAAUUGUGGCGGGUUCUACGAAGUGGAGGACAGUGCUCUGCAACUAUUGUGUACCCAAAUUUGUUACCGUUUAUUAGCCAAUUCCCGAAGUUAAAUAUCAAUAUUCAUAACUUGUAUAUAAACUUCUUCAACAAUAUGCGACAGGGAUUUUCUGUGAAAAGUGUACAAACGAAUCGAUCCGAAAUGUUUGCCGUAACAACAUCGUUCAUCGAAUGCUUACGGUAUUCUGUUCUAUUGAAUGCCAAAAAUCGGGAUUUAUGUACAGCGCUUCUCAAAGAACAACUGAUACCAGUAAUCGAAACAUGUUUAAAAGAGAAUGCUCCAAUGAAACAAAUCCUAUUCUGUGAAAUUUCACAUCUGCUGCGAUAUUGGAGCAAAAAUAGACAUAAUGAAGAUUUCGAAUCGUAUACUCAUUUAAUGGAACAAUUUUGGAUUGAACUGAAUUCGCUGUUCCAUUUCUUAAUAGACACGUUUCAAAGUUCUGAGACAUUUAAUAUUGCAGAUACAAAUAAUUCUCAAAUUGAAUUCUUAAUUACAUUGAAAUUAGCGCCUACGCAUAGCCGUAAAAAUUUGAAAGUGAAGUUUUCUGCACCAGAAGAGGAUAUAAUAAAUAUCGAAUCCCGAAAAUCAGUGACAGAAGUUGAUACUGAUACAGAAUUUUUGGUAGAACUGAAUAAUUUAGUUAUUACUCUGUGUAUAAAAUAUUUUGAUAAAAUUACAGAACAACGUACUCAGAAAUAUGUCACAUAUUUAAAUAAACUUAUCACGUGUUUUGAAAGUGAGAAGCUAUUCACAAGUUUGUCAGAGUCUCUGAAAACUCAAAUAAAUUUCUUAGCUUUCUAUGAUCAAGUUUUGAGGCAGUGGUUGCUAGAACAAUCAAUAGAAGCUGCGCAUAUAGUAGAAUUAAUAUUUAAUUUUAUCUCAUAUAUGAAUGACUGUGAAAAGGAUAAAGUUUUAAAGUCACUUACUGAGUUUGAAGAUAUUGUAACAGUAAGAAGUGUGGUACACUGUGCUUUAUCCAAAAAACAUAGGAAUGAUCCAGUAAUAAGAAAAUGGUGUUCACAGUCUAAAAUGACUAGCUUAUUGAUAGAUGUAGCAAAGGAAAUAGCUGCAGGAAAUUACUCUGAUCUUGAAAAAAAUCAAGACCUUAUUUUGUUGGCUUUUGAGUCUUUUGACGAUGGCAAUUUGUUGGUCAAAGAAGAGGGUGUUAAUGAAAUUGUGUCUAUCAUCUGUAGUUCAAUUCAUAAGAUAGACGAAACUUACUUGUUAAACUUUGCACAAUUAAUUUCUUGCAUUGUUCCAUUGGCAUGGACCCACAAACAAUCAACGUUGGGGGCAAUGCAAGUAUUAGAAACACUUUUUGAGUUGUGUUCUCACGACUAUUUUAGUAACAAUUUAACAUUCAUUGAUACAAUGAAAACUGUAUGGAAAAAUGGUCUUGUGGAAGCCAUUCAGAGACUGUCUAAACUGGAAUUUAUUGAGCUAACUAGAAAAUUUGCAACAAUCAUGUGGAAGAAGAUAUAUAACACAAAUGAGGAACAAACCAAAGAAAUAUUGAUGGAUAUUGCGUCUGAUUUUCUUGAAAUUAUUUAUAAUAACAAAAAUCACGAGGAAGAAGAUUAUGUAAAAGAGACUAUUUUAACAUUCUUAACAAGCUCUGACAUACGAAGGUGGUUGGUCGAAGUAGCAGGAAUUGUUCUUUAUGGAGAAGUGAUGACCGGAAGAUUUAUGCUGGAAUCAGUCCUCGAUCGAAGUGUACAGAUUUUCCAAGAACGUAUACCUGACGAAUUAACUAAUAAUACAAUAAUAGAUAAUACGGAGAAUUGUUUGAAAUGGGCAUUGUUUAAUGCAAACUUAUUGAAGAAUAUAUGCUUGAUCAAAGAGAUAGGAUUGAUACAGAAUAUUAAUUUACCAGGAAUCACGAAUCUAAUAGCAGAUGUUAUAUACUCGAUUGUUUUAGGACAAAUAUAUAUAAAACAUUAUAAAUCUACAAAAUGUUAUACUACCGUUAACAAAGUGUUGACUACAGUUGAAACUAGCUUUGAACAGUUGAAAGCAUAUGUUAAUGACGAUACUAAUGACGAAGUUCUGAAUUAUAUUGUUGCGAAUUAUGAACAAUAUGGCAGCAUGUUAUCUUAUCUACUAUACUUCUGUUGCACACAAUUAAGUUGGGGUAAAAAAUCUGAAAGAGUGUUUGAAACUCAUACAAAUAGUAUAAUAUAUGAAAAUUUUGAAACGAGUCUCCAGAAGUUUCAGAUUCUAUCCAAAUUUCAAAACACGGAGGACUCUUCAGUGGCAAAAGAUGAUGACAUAUAUAAGUUAAUAGUAGAAAAAAGAAUGCUUUAUAAUAAAGAAGAUAAUUUAAGCUACAUGAACAUUCUAGAAAAGAUAAUAUCUUACGAACAAAAUAAUUCUACAUCACUGCUUCUGGAUUGCGAUAUUUCUGAAACCUCGUGGGAAAAGUUAGCCCUUCCAUUGGAAGUUAUUUCAUUGUUAUCGGAACUUGUAACGAAUAUGUCGUCCGAAUUAACCAAUGAACACUGGAAUUUUAUCUUAAUAUCAUUAGUCAUGUGGCAAUUAUCUGUUAUCAAAUCGAAACAACAUAUUGAAGAUAUUAAGGUAUCAGCGCUGACAGUUUCGACUUGUCAGCUUUAUUAUGCUAUCCAAAAUAUAGUUAAUACGGAAGAACAAAAAGCAAAUUUACCCCCAACAUUAUUGGAUGAGUGGAACAAUAUAUUUGCUGGCGAUAUUCAGAACGGGAUCGCUCGAAUUUGGAUGUUUUAUGCAGAUUGGUAUAAUGAAAGAACAUCAAGCGUGAAACCUAUUGUGGUGUUAGAUCACAUAGGUAAAGCAGUAAAAGUGUUAAAUGGGGAUGUACUAUUCAGAAAUCAAUUAAAUAUAUCACCCACGGUUGUUAUUAACCUAAAUGAUACUGUUCAAUUAUCAUUGAAGCUACUUCAGUCCCCUCUAACCAGUAUACAAUUGGGCGCAUAUCAUUUAUUAAAACAAACUGUACCUGACCUUGUGAUACGAGACAGAGUUACUGUUGAGAUUGAAAACUUCGACGUGAAUAAUUUGAAUAUUAAAAAGAUGGAAGACAUACUUCAGAAUACACAGAACAUUGUGAACACGAUUUUAAUGGAUUUCAAAUUAUGUGAUACAGUCAGUUGUACUAUACAACCAUACACAGACUCUUACACGUACACUGUAGGGUAUUUACUGUUGUGGGCCAUCAUAUUGGAUAUGUGUGCAAAUGCUCAUGGGGAUUUACUUUAUCAAUACGCGGAAGUGCUUAAAGAUAAUUUCUUCCCCAGUUUGUUAAACAAUAUCUUCAGGCUAAUGCCAGUAGAAGUUCUUCAGGACAAUAAGAACAAAAGUGCAAAAUUAACGGAGAUCUUUUCGACGGAGCCGUCUCUUGAAUUCGGAGAAAGCUGGACAGAAUGGAGACUAGAUCACAUAGUCUGCUGGUUGUAUAGGAACAGUUUAAGGCAUUUACCGGUAUUGGUGAGACAAUGGUGGAGCGCAUCCGACAGCAGAGUCAGUGCAGCUGUAGACAAGAUCACAACUCAUUAUGUUACCCCUAUGCUUUGUCAAGAGCUUCUCAACAACAAAUUACAAAAUAUGGAAAAUAUGCAAGUGAAAGUCCAUCCAACGUUCCGCGAAGUGAUAGCACUGUAUCAAAUGAGUGACACCAAAUUAGAGCUUAAUAUCACAUUGCCACCAAAUCAUCCCCUGGGACCAGUUACAGUAGAACCUGGCCAACAUGCUGGGGGAACUGCAAACUGGAGGAACUGUCAUAUGCAGUUGGCUAUAUUCCUUACACAUCAGAACGGAUCUGUUUGGGAUGGUCUCGCGUUAUGGAAGAAAAACUUGGACAAGAAAUUCGCAGGGGUCGAAGAGUGUUACAUAUGUUUCAGUAUAUUCCAUUCAAGUUCUUACCAAAUACCAAAAUUAUCUUGUCAUACAUGUCGAAAGAAGUUUCAUACGGCUUGUUUGUAUAAGUGGUUCAGUACAAGUCAGAAGGCGACGUGUCCAAUAUGCAGGAAUGUAUUUUAAGUAACUUGUAUUUAUUUAUGAAUAAACUUUGUACCUCUAUUUAAGUCAUUAGGCUCAUACCUGUAAAUAAGAAAACUAAGGACAGAUACUCUCUAUAGGCAAAU